This is a messenger RNA of Poecilia reticulata (guppy), 4086 nucleotides long. Its product is annotated as alpha-internexin-like. Gene Ontology annotation, biological process: neurofilament bundle assembly. Gene Ontology annotation, cellular component: cytoplasm; intermediate filament; postsynaptic intermediate filament cytoskeleton. Gene Ontology annotation, molecular function: structural constituent of cytoskeleton. Lineage: Eukaryota; Metazoa; Chordata; Actinopteri; Cyprinodontiformes; Poeciliidae. The record is from RefSeq and is a predicted model, not a curated record.
GCUCCAGCACCCCCCGCCCCCCUCUUCCUCAUCUGCACGCGCCUGGCAAGGUGCCCAGAACAGAACCUGCGGCUGCCAAGUGAGUCCACUUCAUUAAUACUCCACAUAGCGCAAAGUGAUUCAACAACACAAUUAUGUGAUAAGUGUGCCAAAACUACCUGUAGCAAACCAUCUUGAAGGAAACCCAAACAUUUGACCCGAUUAAAGAGCAGUUGUGCCAAUUUCAUGAAAUGUCGGAACAUUUCUCAGAGGAAAAGUUAAAUAAAUAAAUAAAUAAAUAAAAAUACAGAAAUCGGAAUAAAUAUCUCAUUCAUAAUUCUGAGAUUUAGCAAACAGAAAUACUCGUUGUGGUAAUCUAAUAGCAAGGGGAGGCGCGUACUUUCAUAAUGUGUGUGAACAUCAAGCCUCGAUUGUAAAUAUAGAUGCAACUGAGUGAGAAACACCACGACCAACAUCCUCUGUUACUUUUGUUGCUUUUAAAAGAUAUCGGAUGUAAAAGUUAAUUGUUUCUGUAUCGACGUCGACGCCGGGGCUUACGGACGUCAUCGCUUUCUGCGGACAAAAAAAAAAAAAAAACGUGGAGUAAGAGUUCUUUAAAGCGCCAGCUGACGCGACACCUUUUCAGCACCACGGACAGCUUCGCUCUGCAAACUGGGCAGCUGGCGGCGCGGCUAUAAAAGCCCGCACGGAUGCCUCGCUCUCUGCACCAGAGAUCCGCACUGACGACAUGAGUCAUAGGAUGGAUGACAGGUUCGGCUUCCCGCGUAGAGCCCUUCUCGAUACGUAUUCACAACACAAGCCGCCGAGACGAUCGGAAUUAGAAACCGGGAGGGCUUCCGCGGACAUGAGCUCCCCACACGCCGGAUCUGAAAAGCGCAACGAGAAAGAGCUGCUGCACGGCUUGAACGACCGACUCGCAGGUUUCAUAGAAAAGGUGCACCGGCUCGAAAACCACAACCAUCUCCUGGAGAGGGAAAUCGAAGACAUCAGAGGGAAAGUGAAGCCCGCGUCUUGUUUGGAGGAGGAGUAUGGUCCGGAGCUGGGGAGGCUGAGGCAGCUGCUGCGGGACAUCACCCACCAGAAGAACCAGAUUGAGAUCGAGCAUCAUAACCUGGAGGAAGAGCUUUCCACCUUGAGGAAACAGCGUGAGCGGGAGACGGAGAGCAGAUCAGAGGCUGAGAGCAGCAUAGUGACCCUGAAGAAAGACAUGAGCGAAGCGUACCAGGCCAAACUACUGCUGGACCGGAAGGUGGAGUCCCUCGUGGAUGAAAUCAACUUUCUGAAGAGAAACCACGAGGCCGAGGUGUCGGAGAUGUGUGACCAGAUUCAAGGGGCUCAGCUCAAAUUUAAAGCGCACGAAUUUGGCCAUCCCGGCGUCACUGCGGCACUCCGGGACAUCAGGACGCAGCUGGAAGGUCACACCGGGUCCGACGUCCAGCUGGCCGGGGAAAGUUUCCGAGUUCAGUUUGCUAGACUGACGGAGGCCGCCGAGGCCAAGAGGGAGGCGCUGAAAGCGAGCCAGCGGGAGAUUCAGGAGUACAAGAAGCGUCUGCAGGGCAAGAGCAUCGAGCUGGACUGCGCCAAAGGCACCAGAGAGGCUCUGGAGGCGCAGCUUCACGAUGUCGAGGAUCGCCACAAGGAGGAACUUAUUCACUAUCAGAACACAAUCAAAGAGCUUGAAAAUGAGCUGAUAAACUGCAAAUUCGACAUGUCCGGCUACCUGAGGGAGUACCAGGACCUCCUGAACGUGAAGAUGGCUUUGGAUGUGGAGAUAUUGUCAUACAGGAAACUCCUCUGUGGCGAGGAGGCUCGCCUGUCCUCCGUCUCCGACCCUCAGGUCCCCUUACCCCACAUCUACCACCAAUCACCUGUUUACACCCUCCCCAGCUUCAGUCGACCAGGAGUCACGCAGAGGCGAGCAGAGCCCAAGUACAAGUUUGUGGAGGAGAUCAUAACAGAGACCACCAGGGAGAUCGAGAUGUCAGAGUUUGAGGAGACGGGAUCAGAGGAGACGGAUGUGGGGAAGGACGAGCAGGAGUGUGGAAAAAGUGAGAAAGGGGGCAGCGAGGAAGAGGGUGAUCAUCAGGACAGUCGAGAGGACGAAGGAAACCAGAUGUCUGACCGUCAGCAGAGUCAAGUAGCCUCCGGUGAAAAGCUGGAGAGUGAAGGUGAUGGAAAGGCAGCCGACGACGAGGAGGAUAAUGAAGAACAAAACCACAGCGAAGAAUCAGAGAAGACAGCGGCUCUCGGCGGUGAAAACAUGGACACAGAGGUAGAUAAUAACGAACCAGUUGAGGACAUGAAGGAGAAAGAAACUGCAGGGGAACCUCAUAAAACAGACAUCUCUUCAAAACGGCAUGACUCAGAUGAAUCAGAGGGAUCUCUGGUUAAAUCUGAUGAGGAUAAACAGGGAUCAACUAAGGAAGAAAGCGUUAUCGCAGUACAAAGUGUGAAGCCUACUAAUGAAACCGUGGUUUCAACAUCUGAGGAAGAUAACAAAACUCUACAGCACGGUGGUGUAGAGGUGCAGGAGAAAGCCAAAGAAUUGAGGGGAGAAGCAGUUGUGUUGACAAAGACGGAGGGAUGUGUAGAAAUUGCAAAAGCGCCUUCUACUGCACCAGAAAACGAGGAGAAAGACGUGAGCCAAACGGAACAAAAAGAAACUACGAAGACUGAUUCUGCAAAAGUCGAGGAAGAAAACGCAAAAAGCACCGCGGAGGCCACACGGGAAAGCAAUAAAGACCAAGAUAAAUCCCCAUCUUCCAAAUCUACAGCGAAAGCAGAGGGUGAGCAGCCAGAGAGAGGUGGCAAAACCCAGAUCACUUCAGCUGCUUUGCAAAAGGAAAAAACAUCUGUGACUGCAGAAACAAAAGAGUUACAGCAGGCGCCUGCAGACGGCGGCCAGACUCCGAUUUAAAAUCAGAAGAUUCAAAAGAAAAAAAGAGAAAAAAAAAAGAGAGAGCUUCUGCUGAAGAACGAAUGGACAAUAAAACGUUGCAUUCAAAGACAUGGCAGCCAAAAAUAGAGAGCUCAUAAUGCAAAUGUAUAAUUUUGGCACCAGCAGUCGAGCGCAAAGAACAAUGCAAAGUACUAGAAUGUAUUGUCAGCAUUCUUGUUUUAAAAGAACAGAAUAGGCUUCAUUUUUUUGCAGCAUGACUGAUCUCAAAGUUGAAACUGGACUUCAAAUGUCUUGAAACAACAAAAACUAUGAAUGUAGAUGCAUUUUGGUCAUUUGUUUGAAUGACGUUGACUUUGCUAUGGUGUGUGCAAAUAAAAGCAUUAAAUCAUUUAUUGAUUCUGGGAAAUUUUUCUAAAUUUAUGUUGCAUUUCUGAAACAGACAAGUCAACAGAUUCACAUGCAUACAUGGAAACACUGUUUUUCUAAAUGUUCACAACUAUGAGGUAACGUUUUUAGAUCAGCACAUUUCUGAAUUACAUAACAGACUCCUAUAAUCAGAUGUGUAUUUUGAAAAAAAUGCACUGAAAACAAAUUUAAAAAAAUCUGUGUGCACCUUGAACUAAUGCUUUAGUGAACUUAGCGCAUUUUAGAAGACCAACACAUUUUCUCUGGGAAAUUUUUACAGAAUCUUAUGUCCUAUCGCAAGCCAAUUUGUGUCAAUUUUGCAGGAUGUUACACUAACUUUUUGCAAAACUUUGAAAUAAUUUAGCACUUUUUUUUUAAAUACCUCACAAACCCCUAAUAUGAGGUUUGCACACUUUAUAAAUGCAUUAUAAUUAUCACUCUGGUGGACAGUCGUGACUUUAAAGACUUUAUUGAAAAUCCAUACAUACACAAAGGGACCUCAAGGACUUCUUUACAGGAUUGGUCUCCUCUCGGAACAGAAACACAGCUUUACAUGGUGCACUUUACUCCUCCAAAUAAUUGUAUAGUUUGGCAUCACUUGAACAUUAUGUGCUCCACAGUUAAUCAAUCUGUUGCUGCAUAAUUAACAAAAUAUAAACUCUGUUUGGGCGAGCCAGCAUGCAGGUUUCUCUCCCACUAUAAGUAACCCCAAACCUGAUCAGUUUAGGGUAAGGUCACAUGUGUAGCUUUGCCAAAAUAUCCCAGCCUCAAACGUCGACAAA